Molecule: messenger RNA, 1899 nt
Organism: Lolium perenne
Lineage: Eukaryota; Viridiplantae; Streptophyta; Magnoliopsida; Poales; Poaceae
Product: putative F-box/FBD/LRR-repeat protein At3g49030
Molecular function (GO): protein binding
Source: RefSeq, a predicted model, not a curated record
UUCCCCAUCUGCAGCAACGGCGAUGGCGCCGGCGACUGCACCACCCCGAGCCCCCGAUCUCUAGCUAGCCACCGAUUUUGAGCCCGAUCUCCAUGCGCCAACUCCAUCUUCUUCCAUGGACGGGGAGAUCCCUGCCAAGCGACCCAAACCCUCAGAUGGUGGCGACAGCGGUAGCGAGGACCGCCUCAGCGACCUUCCUGAAGACCUUCUUCUCCGCAUCCUUGACAACAUCCGCGACGUCCCCGUCGCCGUGCGGACCAGCGUCCUCUCCAGCCGCUGGCGCCGCCUCUGGAGGCUGCUCCCGGUGCUCAACUUCCCCUUCCCCACUGACCCACAGCACAUACGCCUUGCCCUCCAAUCCCAUGAAGCUCCGGUCAUCUGGAUCCUCCAAGCCGUCGUCCUGGAUGGCAACCCCGAUUCCAUGGCGCCCUGGCUCCUCAUCGCCGCGCCCCGCCUCUUCGGCCGUCUGUCCCUCACCAGCAGGGCGUCACAGAACGGAUCAGAGGAGGACAUGGCUGACGAGAGAGGAGCCUUUGAGCUUCCCUGCUUCCAGAACGCCGCCUCGAUCCGCCUCGAACUAGGGCCUCUUGGGGUCUCCAUGCCACCAUUGGGCGUAUUCGCAAGGCUCAACGACCUCUCCCUGGUUUGCGUCCAGCUACAUGGUCCGUGCAUGCUCGGUGACCUUGUCUCCUCGCCACGCUGCCCGGUCUUACGGAAACUCAUCAUCAAAGAGGCCUCGGGUCUAGGCAACCUUGCAAUCCACUCUGAUUCGCUCAUAGCAAUCAGCCUAAAGGAUGUGCAUUUGCACCCAGCCGAUGCCCUUGGUCCGGGCCAGGUCACCAUUGAGUCCAACUCUCUCUUGCAAAUGGAGCUAAUGAGUGUGCAUUCCUUGCAGCAGCUCACUAUUACGGCUGCAGCACUCAAAUGUAUUUAUGUGGACUCUUGCUUUGCAAACUACCGUGCUAGAGCUUCGAGGCAUAAUCAACCGGUUGCAAACAUCUACGCUCCUCGGCUCAAGUCUCUCUAUUGGCAUGAUGCCUAUGACCCAAGCUCCACGCAGUUUGGCAACAUAGAAAAUCUCGAGACGCUGGGUGCAUACCUUUUUCAGGUAUAUGGAAGAGAUAACUAUGCUCCAAAUAACUACAUUCUGAGGCUUCUAAGGCGCUUUCAGCUCAUCCUCAGUCUCAGAUUCUUGCUUCUCUAUCAGCCGGACAUUACCGACCAGCAGUUCUUGAUGGAAGACAUGGCAAGGCUCCCGAAUAUUGCACGCAUGUCCCUGGGUAUAUGUCCCCAAGGACAUUCCUUUGGAGCGAGUGUGUUUCAUCUUCUCAGGAUGUCUACUGGUUUGAAAACACUGUGGCUUGCACUUGUCGGUUCAACUAGCCACCCAGAGGUACAACCUGUGUGCCCAUCAGGUUGUAGUUGUGAUCAUCCAUCAAAUUGGAAAACUGAGGAACUUGCGCUGAAUCUCCUCGAAGAAGUAGAAAUCCAUGAUAUUAGAGGAACUGAACAUGAAGCUGCUCUUAUCAAACGGUUAUUCGAUUGGGCAACAGUGCUAAAAAAGAUGACAGUAACUUUUCACCGCUCAGUCAAUGAAAGCGAGGCCAAGGAGUUCUUCCAGAUGCUUCAAAGCUUUUCUAGGCCAGAAAUAUGUAUGAAGGGGCCCUGCUUUGCCUAAUGUAGCCUCAGCAACGUUAGCUAAGAACCAAUCCUUCCGGAAACUUAACUCCUACCGCUGCUUCUCUAAGAACACAUAGCAUGUUCCAGAAGACUAAACUUAUGCUGUGAUCGUUCUGUAGCUGGCGUAUCUCAUCUCAGUAUCAAUUGCAAACUGUGUGUAAAUCAGAGUCUGAUAGAUCAGGCUGUACCCGAUGCACUCUUUGCGACAGCCUUAUUUAU